Molecule: messenger RNA, 1980 nt
Organism: Tetranychus urticae (two-spotted spider mite)
Lineage: Eukaryota; Metazoa; Arthropoda; Arachnida; Trombidiformes; Tetranychidae
Gene: CCT3
Product: chaperonin containing TCP1 subunit 3
Biological process (GO): protein folding
Molecular function (GO): ATP hydrolysis activity; ATP binding; ATP-dependent protein folding chaperone
Source: RefSeq, a predicted model, not a curated record
UGGUUUUUACAAGCAUUGAAUUGAAGCAUUGUCUGAUUUAAUUUUGAACGUGCAUCUCAUUUUCAAUUAAAUUAAUUUCAUCUAUUUAAGUAUUCUAUUUUUAUUGUCUUUUCAUAAUUUUUCGUUAAAGAAUUAUUUUAGACUUGCAUCGCUAUGUUUGGAAUGGAAGCACCCCGAAUUCUUGUUCUAAGUCAGGGCACCAAGAGAGAAUCUGGUCGUAAGGUUCAACUUGAAAAUGUCCGAGCUGCUAAGGCUAUCGCUGAUGUGAUCAGGACAUGCUUAGGUCCGAAAUCUAUGCUUAAGAUGCUCAUGAAUCCCAUGGGUUCUAUUGUUAUGACUAAUGACGGUAAUGCUAUCUUAAGAGAAAUUACAGUUCAACACCCUGCUGCUAAGACCAUGAUUGAAAUUAGUCGAACUCAAGAUGAGGAAGUUGGAGAUGGUACUACCUCUGUGAUAAUUCUGGCUGGAGAAUUUAUGGCUGUAGCUCAGCCAUUUUUGGAGCGAAAUAUGCACCCAACUGUCAUUAUCAGUGCUUACAGACAAGCUUUAGAUGAUAUGACUGAAUUCCUUAAAAAGGAUGUCGCUUUACCAAUAGAUCUCAAUAAUGAACAGCAGAUUUUACAAGUUAUUCAAUGCUGUAUCGGAACGAAAAUUCUUGGUAAAACUGGUGAAUUUGCUUGUAGAUUAGCCUUAGAUGCGGUAAAGACAGUUUAUAUUGAUGAUAAUGGACGAAAAGAAAUUGACAUAAAACGUUAUGCCAAAAUUGAAAAGGUCCCCGGCGGUGUUUUGGAAGAUUCAAAAGUAUUGAAGGGAGUUAUGUUUAAUAAAGACGUGAUUCACUCCAAAAUGCGAAGACGUAUUGAAAAACCAAGAAUUCUUCUUCUCGACUGUGGGUUGGAAUACAAAAAAGGAGAAAGUCAGACUGACAUUGAAAUGACCAAAGAAAAUGAUUUUACUGCUCUUCUUCAAAUCGAAGAAGAUUAUAUCCAAGCAGUAUGUGCUGAUAUUAUCAAAUUUAAACCAGAUCUUGUAGUAACUGAAAAGGGUGUAUCGGAUUUGGCUCAACAUUUCCUUGCCAAAGCCAAUAUAUCAGUUUUGAGACGUUUAAAGAAAACUGAUAACAACCGUCUUGCACGAGCUUGCGGUGCCACCAUUGUUAACCGUACUGAUGAAAUUAGGGAAGAAGAUAUCGGUUUAAAAGCUGGGCUUUUCGAAGUGCAAAAAAUCGGAGAUGAGUACUUUUCAUUCAUAGUAGAGUGUGAAAAUCCAAAGGCAUGUACAAUUUUAUUACGUGGUCCAAGCAAAGACAUUCUCGGAGAGGUUGAGCGAAACUUACAAGAUGCAAUGUGUGUUGCUAGAAACAUUCUCCUUGAACCUUUCAUCGUGCCUGGUGGUGGUGCCGUUGAAAUGGCAGUUGGAAAGUUAAUGAGUGAUAAGGCUAAAAGUUUUACUGGAGUAACUCAAUCGCCUUAUAGAGCUAUUUCCAGAGCUCUUGAAGUAAUUCCUAGAACACUCAUUCAAAAUUGUGGAGGAAACACAAUCAGAACUCUUACAGAGCUUCGAGCUAAACAUGUUACUGAUGAAUUUAAAACUUGGGGAAUUGAUGGUGACACUGGGGCUAUCGUCGAUAUGAAAACUCUCGAUAUUUGGGAACCUUUGGCUGUUAAAUUGCAAGCUUAUAAAACUGCAAUUGAAACUGCUGUUAUUUUACUUAGAAUUGAUGAUAUUGUCUCAGGUUCCAAGAAACGGGAAACACUAGAAAAGGAAGCAUCAAGCAGAGCUAAUGCUAACGCUAAACCAACUGAGGAAUCACAAAAAGAAGAAUGAUUACAGUUGACUCUUUAACUCGAUGAAUUGGACGUUAAAAUGUCCAUUUAACGUUUUCUCACUUAUACUGUUUGAAUAACUUUUUCUUAUCUCUGUAACCUAAACCUUAAUAAUAACUUUAAAAUUAACGAUAAACAGAUUUCUGAUUAUUUA